This is a messenger RNA of Lepus europaeus (European hare), 2286 nucleotides long. It is a transcript of the gene SLC5A5, whose product is annotated as solute carrier family 5 member 5. The record is from RefSeq and is a predicted model, not a curated record. NCBI's taxonomy places the organism in Eukaryota, Metazoa, Chordata, Mammalia, Lagomorpha, Leporidae. Gene Ontology annotation, molecular function: sodium:iodide symporter activity. Gene Ontology annotation, cellular component: membrane. The transcript is spliced from 16 exons. Bases 1 to 2286 code for a protein of 761 amino acids. Gene Ontology annotation, biological process: thyroid hormone generation; sodium ion transport; iodide transmembrane transport.
AUGUCGCCUGCCCAGGUCUCCAGGGGCGCGGGAGACGCCCCUCCCGGGGUGGUCUCGGGCUCCAUGGGGCGGACCCAGCCCCAGGAAGGGGGUGGGGACGCUCCCCCGCCCCCGCCGCCACUCCCUCGGCCUGCCCCGGCCGGCUGCCCCAGUCCAGGGCCGAAAGGGUGCCGGCGGGGCCGCCCGCAGGUCCGGGGGAGGUGGAGCCGCGCGCUGACCCCGCCGCGCAAUAAAUGGGCAGCCCGCAGCCUCGCGCCGCGGCGACGGCGACACCGACAGCGAACCGUGGACUCGGCGCCCGAGGCGGGCGGGCGGGCGGACGGCGAGCACCCAGGGCGUCCCUGGCGCUCUCGGGUCGGGGGGCUCCUCGCAGCCCUCAUGGCCGGGGCCCGGGCCAUCUUCGGCGCCUGGGACUACGCCGUGUUCGCGCUCAUGCUGCUGGCGUCCACGGGCAUCGGGCUCGGGGUGGGGCUGGCCCGCGGCCGGCAGCGCAGCGCCGAGGACUUCUUCACGGGGGGCCGGCGCCUGGCCGCGCUGCCCGUGGGGCUGUCGCUGGCCGCCAGCUUCAUGUCGGCCGUGCAGGUGCUGGGCGUGCCGGCCGAGGCGUCCCGCUACGGCCUCAAGUUCCUGUGGAUGUGCCUGGGCCAGCUGCUCAACUCGGGGCUCACCGCCGCGCUCUUCCUGCCCGUCUUCUACCGCCUGGGGCUCACCAGCACCUACCAGUACCUGGAGCUGCGUUUCAAUCGCGUGGUGCGCCUCUGCGGGACCCUGCAGUACCUGGUGGCCACGGUGCUGUACACUGGCAUCGUCAUCUACGCACCUGCGCUCAUCCUGAACCAAGUGACCGGGCUGGACAUCUGGGCGUCGCUGCUGUCCACCGGCAUCAUCUGUACUUUCUACACCACCGUAGGCGGCAUGAGGGCUGUGGUCUGGACCGACGUCUUCCAGGUUCUUGUGAUGCUCACGGGCUUCUGGGUCAUCUUGGGCCGCGGCGUCGCGCUCGUUGGGGGGCCCCGGCACGCGCUGGAGCUCGCGUGGAACCACUCCCGCAUCAACCUGCUGGACUUCGACCCGGACCCCCGGAGACGCUACACCUUCUGGACGUUCGUGGUGGGAGGCACGCUCCUGUGGCUCUCCAUGUACGGGGUCAACCAGGCGCAGGUGCAGCGCUAUGUGGCCUGCGGGACGGAGCGGCAGGCCAAGCUGGCCGUGCUCAUCAACCAGGUGGGCCUGCUGUUGAUCGUGUCCAGCGCCGCCUGCUGCGGCAUCGUCAUGUUCGUGUUCUACAGCGGCUGUGACCCGCUCCUCACCGGCCGCAUCUCCGCCCCGGACCAGUACAUGCCUCUGCUGGUGCUGGACAUCUUCGAGGGUCUGCCCGGGGUCCCUGGGCUCUUCCUGGCCUGCGCCUACAGCGGCACGCUCAGUACGGCGUCCACCAGCAUCAACGCCAUGGCGGCCGUGACCGUGGAAGACCUUAUCAAGCCGCGGCGGCCGCGCCUGGCGCCCCGCAAGCUUAUGAUGAUCUCCAAGGGGCUGUCCCUCGUCUACGGCUCGGCCUGUCUCACGGUGGCCGCUCUGUCCUCGCUGCUGGGGGGCGGCGUCCUGCAGGGCUCCUUCACGGUCAUGGGCGUCAUCAGCGGCCCCCUCCUCGGAGCCUUCAUCCUGGGCAUGUUUGUGCAGACCUGCAACACGCCGGGCGUCCUCUCUGGGCUGGCUGCGGGCCUGGUGCUCUCCCUGUGGGUGGCCGUGGGCGCCACGCUGUACCCGCCCAGCGCGCAGAUGAUGGGGGUCCUGCCCUCCUCGGCUGCCGACUGCGGGGCCCCCUCGGCCAACGCCUCCGGCUUUCCGUACCCGCUCCUGGCUGCCAACGCCUCCGGCGGGGACCCCAGUUUUGGCAUGGCCCCCAGCGCACCCGCCCUGGCAGACAGCUUCUACGCCAUCUCCUACUUGUACUACGGCGCCCUAGGCACGCUGGCCACCAUCCUGUGCGGAGCGCUGGUCAGCUACGUCACCGGCCCCAGCAAGCGCAGCAGCCUGGGCCCUGGCCUGCUCUGGUGGGACCUGGCCCGGCAGACGGCGUCCGUGGCUCCCAAAGAGGAAACGGGCGCCCUGGACGACAGCUUGGUCAAGGGUCCCCAGGAAUUCCCCUCCGCAGCCGGGAAGCCCCCGGCCUUCCUGCCCCGGCCUGAGGACCGGCUGCUGCCCCUGGGGCCCGAGGCGGAGGGCGCCGGCCCGGGGACCCACGCCUGGGCGCGCCGGGAUGAGCUGCGGGAGUCGAACCUCUGA